AUGUCGAAACGUAAAGUGCUGACUUUGGACGAACGCGUCCGUGUAUUGGAACUGUCAAAAAAUAAAAGUGCUCGAAAAAUAGCCGAUGAACUAGGUGUUGGGAAAACACAAAUACAAAACAUUCUGAAAAGAAAGGCGGAAGUAUUGGAGGAUGUGGAAAAUAACGUUUCUGGGCACCGAAAACGUCUGAGACACACAUCUGGAAAUGAGGACAUAAAUGACCUUGUGUUCAAAUGGUUUACAGAUGUAACCGCCAGAAGAAUGCCUGUGUCUGGUCCGCUUCUGCAGGCAUAA
This is a messenger RNA of Ruditapes philippinarum (Manila clam), 294 nucleotides long. Its product is annotated as jerky protein homolog. The transcript has a single exon. Gene Ontology annotation, molecular function: DNA binding. The coding region runs from base 1 to 294 and encodes 97 amino acids. The record is from RefSeq and is a predicted model, not a curated record. NCBI's taxonomy places the organism in Eukaryota, Metazoa, Mollusca, Bivalvia, Venerida, Veneridae.